UCCGCUGCAGGUCGCUCCCGCUGCUGACGCAGCUCGAGGAGCCGCUGCGCGCCGCCGCCUCCUCGGCAGACCUCGACCGGCCCGCGCCUCCGCGGUCGGGAGGGAUGUCGCGAGACGGCGCCGCGCGGACCGCCGAGCAGGAGGCGGCGCUGCUUGGGGCCGCCGCCGCAGCGCACGCCGCCGACUCAGUUCGGGCCAGCGGCGCAGACGUCGCAUACGUGCAGCUUGCGGAUCGCUUGCCCACGUUCGGCUGGUCGGACCCGCCCGCACACUACGGCGAGGCGAUGCUCGUGAGGGAGGUGCGCGACGGCGUGGCGGCCGAGGCUGUGUUGCGGCAGUGGAGAGAAACGAAGCCGCCGGCCGCCGCGUCGCCGCUGCAGUGCUCACGGCAGCACUGCAGAGAGUGGGGUUUCCCUGCCGCCGAUGGGGCGGCGGAGUGCUGCGAGGUGGCCGCCCCGAGCAGGAGAAGCGGCAAGGGCAGGAGGUUGCUGAGCGCGAGCGAUCGGCGAGUUUCGACUUGAGCCAUUCGGCACACUUGCUGCACGCAAGGCAGCGGGCCAGCGCCGCGCAAGCGCGCUGCCAGCGGCCAGCGCCCCGGCACGCGGCAGCGCGCCGGCCGGCGCGCCCCG
Messenger RNA from Emiliania huxleyi CCMP1516, 629 nucleotides. RefSeq lists its product as hypothetical. The annotation marks the transcript as partial. Lineage: Eukaryota; Haptophyta; Isochrysidales; Noelaerhabdaceae. The record is from RefSeq and is a predicted model, not a curated record. The transcript has 3 exons.